CGGAGUACAACAACAAGGGGGACACUGGCGAAAGUCACUGCGGCUCAUAAAGCACAGAAUUAAAGACGAUAAUAAAUAAAAAGUGAAGCCCGGCGCAGACGGCGACAUGCGGGCCGCAAAGAGAGAAAUCUGCUGGAAACUUUUUCUAUUUUCCUGCGUCUUCUUGGAGAGCUCGUCUCAAGACUUUGGCGGACAGACGCAGUUCAUUUGCACGUCCGUACCCAAGGAUAUGGACAUAUGCUCGGCCACCUUGCAGAACAGUGUGCCGGGAGAGGACUUGAAGACCACGGUUAUGCAGCUGCGGGAGACGGUUUUACAGCAGAAGGAGACGAUCAUGAACCAAAAAGAGACUAUCAGAGAGCUCACCUCGAAGUUGGCUCGGUGUGAGAGCCAGAGCGGCGCAGACCUCGGGGACGCGCGGCCCGGGGGCAGGAGGAAAGAAGCGGGGACCAAAAAUACGAUGGGGGACGUGUCCAGAGGCCCCGCGGACACUUUGACGCAACUAUCACAGACUUUACAGUCGCUGAAGCAGAGAUUAGAGAAUCUGGAGCAAUUCAGCAGAAGCAACAACUCGGUGCAGGCAAACAGCCUGAAAGACCUUCUCCAAAGUAAAAUCGAUGACUUGGAGAAGCAGGUGCUGUCCCGAGUGAACGGCAUCGAAGAGGGCAAACCCGGACUCCGCAAUGAGACAGAGCAGCGUGGGAGAGUGGAGUCCACACUCACAUCGCUACACCAGAGGAUCACCGACCUGGAGAAAGGUCAGAGAGAAAACAGGCCGCUGGAUAAAUUUCAGCUCACGUUCCCACUGAGGACCAACUACAUGUACGCAAAAGUGAAAACGAGUUUGCCAGAGAUGUAUGCCCUCACCGUGUGCAUGUGGCUCAAGUCCAACGCCUCCCCGGGAGUGGGCACACCUUUCUCCUACGCAGUUCCUGGACAAGCCAACGAGCUGGUUCUCAUAGAGUGGGGGAACAAUCCAAUGGAGAUUCUAAUAAAUGACAAGGUAGCAAAGCUGCCAUUUCUCAUCAACGACGGAAAGUGGCAUCAUAUCUGCGUGACUUGGACAACUCGUGAUGGUGUUUGGGAGGCUUUUCAAGAUGGUGUCAAGAGGGGGAGUGGAGAAAACCUGGCUCCGUAUCAUCCCAUCAAAUCUCAGGGCCUGCUGAUCCUUGGCCAGGAGCAGGACACGCUUGGAGGAGGGUUCGAUGCCACGCAAGCUUUUGUAGGAGACCUGGCAAAUUUUCACAUCUGGGAUCGUAAACUGUCCGUGGGAGAAAUUUACAAUCUAGCGACAUGCAGCAGCAAAGCGCAAGUGGGCAACGUUUUUGCAUGGAUGGAGACCAGCCUCGAUAUUUAUGGAGGUGCCUCGAAGUGGACAUUCGAAGCCUGUCGCCAGCUCAACUGAACUGAACUGCAGGGAAGAGAAGCUCAGUGGUUUUUGCUAAAACCAGUGUUGUCACGGCCUCGGUAAACUCAUUCAAAAGGUCAGCCAAUCUGAGGAGAUUGUGUCAGUGAAUAGCGUCUGGGUUGUCAUAGAUAUUUGAAAACAUCACUUGUGGGCAGUUUGAUAGAUAUUUUACCAGAUUCUCACGUGGGAUGGGCCACUGAAAAAUAAAAGGGGAGCGCUCCGACACCCUGUGGUGCUUGAAUGCGCAUCCGGGAGGAGCAGGUGAUGCCAUUCUAGUGAGCAGAGGUCGCCCUCAGAGACCAAAAUGACAGGCCAGCAUCAAAAAUACAGUAAGAGGUUAAUGUAGUUUUUAGAGAACAGAUGUCGCACUAGUCAACAAAAUGACUGAGUCCUUCAUAUGUCUUUUUUCUGUCUCGACUGCCAGCGAUUUUCACUGUGAAAAAAGGCCAGGUGGACUUUUGUUUUUUUGAAAGGACUGCGCUCUUCAAGAGGUUACGAACUAGACAACAUUGUUUCUCUGUCACUCUUCUUUCUCUAACCACACCUGCUUGACGUGAUUUGUCUGAAGAAUGAUGUAUAUUUAUUGCCAAUGUUUGAGCCUGAGUGCCUUGGGCUGUUGAAAAAUAUCUCAGCACAUCCAUGAUCAUUUGCAGAGUGUUUCUGUGUUUGUAUUUAUUUUCGUGUAAAUUAUUUUCCAAGGGGGCAUUUCCUGUGACACUUUAAACUGAGGAAGGGUCAGAUUGCUUAUGGUAAAAUGCAAAUCACUGAUGCCAAUGGCACAUUUUACAGAUGCUUGUACUUCAGUCGUAAUGUUUCCUGUACAGUAACAGCAUGUCUUAACUUCUGUAAUGCUGCGUCAGCAUCUAUGAUCUCUGCUUUUACUAUUCUACCUUUGGGUUGAGGUUUUAUACUGUAUUGUUAUAUGCUUAAAGCAUGGCAACACUGACAGAUGAAAAAAAGUUCUAGUUUUUGUAAUAAAUUGUGAUACUUGAAUCAAA
Maylandia zebra (zebra mbuna) is the source of this 2406-nucleotide messenger RNA. RefSeq names its product neuronal pentraxin 1 like (gene nptx1l). NCBI's taxonomy places the organism in Eukaryota, Metazoa, Chordata, Actinopteri, Cichliformes, Cichlidae. The record is from RefSeq and is a predicted model, not a curated record.